AUGAUUGGAAGAGAGACAGGUUACGGAACAAAGGCUAUUGGUAAGAAGUACACUGAGUCAUACAGGGUCUAUGUAACUGAGAAUGGGAAGGCAAUUUCACCAGUACAUGACAUAAAACUCAAGGAUGGUGAUCUAUUCAAUGCCGUGAAUGAGAUACCGCGAUUUGAAAAUGCCAAGUUUGAAAUAUCAAAGGCAGAUUCAUUCAAUCCAAUUAAACAGGACGUGAAGAAAGGAAAUGUGCGAUUUGUGGCGAACAUGUUUCCAGCAAAAGGAUACAUCGGAAACUACGGUGCAUUUCCAGAGACGUACGAGGAUCCUGAGAAGGAAGACGUCAUUUGCAAGGCAAAGGGUGAUAAUGAUCCAUUGGAUUUGGUUGAGGUUGGACAGAGAAUCAAGGGCAUCGGUGAAGUCUACAAGUGCAAAAUACUGGGGUGUUUAGCCAUGAUUGAUGACAAUGAGGCUGACUGGAAGGUGAUCGUGGUUGAUUCAAGGGAUCCAUUGGCAGAAAAAUGCAAUGACAUCGAGGAUCUGAGAAGAGAGUCACCUGGGUUACUUGAAACACUUUAUGAGUGGUUUAGGGACUACAAGAAGCCAGAUGGAAAGGGAGAAAACAGGUUUGGACUGAAUGGGGAAUACAGAGGAGCAGAAUUCGCAAGAGAAAUAGUGGAGAAGGCACAUGCUAGCUACAAUGAACUAAUUAAGAGCAAAACAAACAAAAUGAGUAUGAAGAGCAGGAAGAAUGGAGACGAGAUUGUUUUGGAUAAAAUUGAGGAAGACGCAGCAGUGGUGCCUGAAAGUGUAGGAGGGUAUUUCUACAGAAAAUAA
Messenger RNA from Enterospora canceri, 825 nucleotides. NCBI's taxonomy places the organism in Eukaryota, Fungi, Microsporidia, Enterocytozoonidae. The record is from the annotation of a GenBank genome assembly.